Fukomys damarensis (Damara mole-rat) is the source of this 7144-nucleotide messenger RNA. RefSeq names its product centriolin (gene Cntrl). The transcript has 42 exons. NCBI's taxonomy places the organism in Eukaryota, Metazoa, Chordata, Mammalia, Rodentia, Bathyergidae. Gene Ontology annotation, molecular function: protein binding. Bases 95 to 7111 code for a protein of 2338 amino acids. The record is from RefSeq and is a predicted model, not a curated record.
GACAUAAUAACUUGAUCACUGAAGAAGAAUGAACCUUGCUAAAUGUAGUGAAAACUCUUACAGGUUUUGAUGAUUGCCAGGCUGUGUUCUUGAAAUGAAGAAAGGGUCUCUGCAUCAAAAGUUCUCCAAAACAAACAUGUCACCAUCAUCUCACUCUCCUAGUCCACCAUCUCUUACAUCUAAUAUGAGAUCUAGGUCGCUUUCACCUUUACUUGGAUCUGGGAUUCUGUCUUUGCAUUCUGAAGGACAAUGGUCACAUGAAGAAAUUGAGUGUACAGACAAAAACAGUAUGCUUUUGGACAAAGACCAGAAAGCACCUGAUUCACGUGUAGGAAUCCGAUAUAUUACAGAGGCCCUCAUUAAAAAACUCACUAAACAGGACAAUUUGGCCUUGGUAAAAUCGCUGAACCUUUCACUUUCUAAAGAUGGUGGCAAGAAAUUUAGGUAUAUCGAGAAUUUGGAAAAAUGUGUUAAGCUUGAAGUGCUGAAUCUGAGCUAUAAUCUAAUAGAAAAGAUUGAGAAGGUGGACAAGCUCUUAAAAUUACGAGAACUCAACUUAUCAUAUAACAAAAUCAGCAAAAUUGAAGGCAUAGAAAAUCUGUGUCAUCUGCAAAAGCUAAACCUUGCAGGAAAUGAAAUUGAGCAUAUUCCUAUAUGGCUAGGGAAGAAAUUGAAAUCUUUGCGAAUCCUCAAUCUGAAAGGCAACAAAAUAUCAUCUCUCCAGGAUGUAAGCAGGUUGAAACCACUUCAAGAUUUGACUUCUCUGAUCCUAGUUGAAAAUCCAAUUGUGACCCUUCCUCAUUACCUCCAGUUUAUCAUUUUCCACCUCCGUUCACUGGAAAGUUUGGAAGGUCAGCCAGUAACUACUCAGGAUCGACAGGAGGCUUUUGAGAGAUUCAGUUUAGAAGAGGUAGAAAGACUGGAAAGAGACUUGGAAAAAAAGAUAAUAGAAACCGAAGAGCUUAAGAACAAACAGAAAAGCUUCCUUGAAGAAAUUAAAAAUCAAGAUAAAUUGAACAAAUCAUUAAAAGAGGAGGCCAUGUUACAGAAACAGAGUUGUCAGGAACUGGAAAGUGACCUAAACACAAAAAAUGAAUUGCUAAAACGGAAGAACAUGGAACUAACACGAGCGUGUCAGAAGCAGUAUGAGCUGGAACAGGAACUCGCCUUUUAUAAAAUUGAUGCUAAAUUUGAGCCACUAAAUUAUUAUCCAUCAGAGGAUGCUCAAACUGAUAAUGCCCCUGAUGAGAGCCCUUAUAUUGGCAAAUCCAGAUACAAGAGAAAUAUGUUUGCCACAGAGAGUUACAUUACCAGUAAUGCCCAGGCAGUACAGAUCAAGAAGAUGGAGCCGGAUGAAGGGGAGCAGCUUAAAAAUGAGCAUGUGACCUUGAGAGCCAUUACACCACUGGACGUACAACUGGAAGACAAAGAAAAGAAAAUAAGUGCAGCACAAAUGCGACUGUCAGAACUGCAUGAUGAAAUAGAAAAAGCAGAACAAAAAGUUUUAAGAACUACUGAAGAAUUUAAACAACUAGAAGAAGCUGUACAACGGAAAAAAAUUUCAGAAGCUGAGAAAGACCUUCUUUUCAAGCAGUUAAGUGGUAGAAUACAACUUCUAAAUAAAUUACGCCAGGAAGCUCUGGAUCUAGAAAAGCAAAUGGAAAAGCAAAGGCAAGAAAUUGCUGAAAAGCAUAAGGUGAUCAAGGACCUGCAAAUAGCCACAGAUAGCCUCGAUUCCAGAGACCCAAAGCAUUCCCAUGUGAAGGCUCAGAAACGGGGUAAAGAACAACAGCUUGACAUUAUGAACAAGCAAUACAAACAACUUGAAAGCCGUUUGGAUGAGAUACUUUCUAGAAUUGCUAAGGAGACUGAAGAGAUUAAAGACCUUGAAGAGCAACUUACUGAAGGCCAGAUAGCAGCAAAUGAAGCUCUGAAGAAGGAUUUAGAAGGUGUCCUUAGUGGGUUGCAAGAAUACCUGAGAACCAUCAAAGGCCAAGCAGCUCAGGCCCAGAAUGAAUGCAGGAAGCUACAGGAUGAGAAAGAGACAUUGCUGCAGAGGUUAACUGAAGUUGAACAAGAGAGGAACGAACUAGAAGUAGUUGCCAUGGAUGCAGAAAAUAUGAGGAAGGAGCUUGCAGAGCUAGAAAGCGCCCUCCAGGAACAGCAUGAAGUGAAUGCAUCCUUGCAGCAGACUCAAGGAGAUCUCAGUGCCUAUGAAGCUGAACUAGAGGCACAGCUAAGAUUAAGAGAUGCUGAAGCCAACCAACUCAAGGAAGAACUAGACAAACUCACAAGGCUUACACAGUUAGAGCAAUCAGCACUUCAAGCCGAACUGGAGAAAGAAAGGCAGUCCCUCAAGAAUGCCCUCGGAAAAGCCCAGUUCUCAGAAGAAAAGGAACAGGAAAACAAUGAACUCCACACAAAACUUAAACAGCUACAGGAUGACAAUAACUUGUUAAAACAACAACUGAAAGAUUUCCAGAAUCACCUUAACCAUGUAGUUGAUGGCUUGAUUCAUCCAGAAGAAGUGGCAGCUCGUGUGGAUGAACUAAGGAGAAAGCUGCGGUUAGGAGCUGGGGAAAUGAGAAUCCAUAGCCCUUCAGAUGUCUUAGGAAAAAGUCUUGCUGAUUUACAGAAACAGUUCAGCGAAAUCCUUGCACAGUUCCAGUGGGAAAAAGAGGAAGCACAAGUUAGAGAGAGAAAACUCCAGGAAGAAAUGGCUCUGCAGCAAGAGAAACUGGCAAACGGACAAGAGGAGUUCAGGCAGGCCUGCGAAAGGGCCCUUGAAGCAAGAAUCAAUUUUGAUAAGAAACAACAUGAUGCAAGAAUCCAGCAGUUGGAGAAUGAAAUUCACUAUUUGCAAGAGAGUCUAAAAAGUAUGGAAGAAAUUCAAGGCCUUACAGAUCUCCAGCUUCAGGAAGCUGAUGAGGAGAAGGAGAGAAUCCUAGCCCAACUCCAAGAGUUAGAGAAAAAGAAGAAACAUGAGGAUGCCAGAUCUCAAGAGCAGUUUCUUAGUCUGGAUAAAGAAUUGAAGAAUCUGAAGAAAGCUGUGGCUGCCUCUGAUAAACUAGCUGCCUCUGAGCUCACCAUUGCCAAAGACCAGCUCAAGUCCCUUCACGGAACUGUUAUGAAAAUUAACCAGGAGAGAGCAGAGGAGUUGCAAGAAGCGGAGAGGUUCAGCAGAAAGGCAGCACGAGCAGCCCAGGACCUAACCCAGGCAGAAGCAGAGAUAGAGCUGCUGCAGAAUCUUCUCAGGGAGAGGGAGGAGCAGCUUCAAGUGGAGGUGGAGAAGGCAGAUGCUGGUUCUGGAGGAGCAAACACAAGGGUGCUAGAAAUGGAGAGGCUGAAUGAGAUAAUGGAGAGGCAAAGGGCAGAGAUUGCAAGGCUGCGGGGUUCACUAGACCUCACUGGUGCUGAUAACAAAGGAGGCUUUGAAACUAUUUUAGAAGAAAUUGCUGAACUUCGACGUGAAGUUUCUUUUCAGAAUGAUUACAUCAGCAGGCUAGCAGAUCCUUUCAAAAGACGAGGCUAUUGGUACUUCAUGCCACCACCACCACCAUCAUCAAAAGUUUCCAGCCAUAGUUCCCAGGCCACCAAGGACUCUGGUUUGGGCCUGAAAUACACAGCCUCAACUCCUCUUAGAAAACCAAGGCCUACACAACAUGAGGGGAAAGAUGUCAGCGGACCUCCACCUGCCUCAGGACACUGGGUCUAUUCACCCAUCAGGAGUGGGUUACAUAAAUCAUUUUCUAACAGACAUGCAGACAGUGAAGGAGAUAGCCAGGAAGAGAGUGGGUUGGUUGACCGAGAGGAAUCUCCGUUUGUGCCUCCUCCUGGAUACAUGAUGUACACCGUGUUUCCUGAUGGUUCUCCUGUACCGCAGGGCGUGGCCUUGUAUGCACCGCCUCCUCCCUUACCCAGUGACAGCCGACCUCUCACCCCUGGCACUGUCAUUUAUGGCCCUCCACCUGCUGGAGCGCCCAUCGUGUAUGGGCCUCCACCUCCCAGUUUCUCUGUCCCAUUCAUCCCUGUGGGUGUGCUGCAUUGCAAUGUCCCUGAACACCAUAACCUGGAGAAUGAAGUUUCUCGAUUAGAAGACAUAAUACAACAUUUAAAAUCAAAGCAACAGGAAGAACAGCGGGUGAGAGUAUCCAAGUGCCAGUGUGAAAAAGAAAUGGAAGAAUUGCAUCAUAACAUUGAUAGUCUUUUGCAAGAGAAGCAAGAAUUAGAACAUGAAGUAGAAGAAUUACAUAGAACCAUCCAGAAACAUCAACAGCGCAAGGACUUCCUUGAUGGAGAUGUUGAGAAUCUUAUGACUGAACUAGAAAUAGAAAAAACCCUGAAACACCAUGAAGAUAUUGUAGAUGAAAUUGAGUGUAUAGAAAAGACCCUUCUAAAACGUCGCUCAGAACUCAGGGAAGCUGACCGACUCCUGGCAGAGGCUGAGUGUGAACUUUCAUGCACAAAAAAGAAGACAAAAAAUGCUGUUGAGAAGUUCACUGAUGCCAAGAGAAGUUUAUUGCAAACCCAGGCUGAUGCUGAGGAGUUAGAAAAGAGAGCUCAGGAAACUGCUGUUAACCUUGUGAAAGCCGAUCAGCAGCUGAGAUUGCUCCAGGCUGAUGCAAAGGAUUUGGAGGAGCACAAAGUCAAACAGGAAGAAAUCUUAGAAGAAAUAAACAAAGUUAUAGCAGCAAAAGACACAGACUUCCAGAGUUUAAAUAAGAAGAAGGAAGAACUGAUGGAAGAGCUUCAGAACCUGCAAAGAGAUGUCAAGACAGCAGAAUGCAAGGAGGAUCAUCACCUGCAUGUCCUAAAAGAGUCUGAGACCCUUCUUCAGGCCAAAAGGUCUGAGCUAGAAAAGCUGAAAAGCCAGGUGACCAGUCAUCAGCAGGAGAUGGCUGCCUUGGACAGGCAGCUAGGGCUCAAAAAGGAGGAGCUGCAUCUACUCCAAGAAAGCCUCGUCCAAGCAAAAGCUGACCUUCAGGAAGCUCUGCAAUUGGGAGAAACAGAAGUAGCUGAGAAAUGCAGUCACAUUAGGGAAGUAAAAUCGCUUCUUGAAGAACUGAGUUUUCAGAAAGGAGAACUGAAUGUUCACAUUAGUGAAAAGAAAACUCAGCUUGCACUUAUAAAGCAGGAAAUUGAGAAAGAGGACGAAAAUCUUCAGGUAGUUUUAAGGCAAAUGUCUAAACUUAAAACUGAAUUAAAGAACAUUCUAGACAUGUUGCAACUUGAGAAUAAGGAGCUACAAGGUUUGAAGCUACAACAUGACCAAAAGGUGUCUGAGUUGGAGAAGACUCAAAUUGAAGUGCUUGAGGAGAAACUGGAGUUAGAGAAUUUGCAGCAGACAGCCCAGCAACAGAGAGGGGAAAUAGAAUGGCAGAAGCAGCUGCUAGAGAGACACAAACGGGAAAUAGAGCGAAUGACUGCUGAGAUGCAAGCAUUGCAAUCCUGUGUUGAGUGUUUGAGCAAAGAAAAGGAAGAUCUCCAAGAGAAGUGUGACAGCUGGGAAGAGAAGUUGUCACAGACCAAACGGGUUUUAGCAGCUACAGAAGAAAAUAACAAAAUGGAACAAUCAAACUUAGAAAAGUUGGAAUUGAGUGUCAAGCAGCUGCAGCAGGAGCUAGAACAACUGAACAGAGACAAGCUCUCACUGCGUAACGACAUUUCAACCAUGCAACAGCAGCUACACGAAAAACGAGAAGGAGUAAACUCACUACAGAAGGAACUAGCUAAUGUCCAGGACCAUUUGAAUCUAGCAAAACAGGACCUGCUUCACACCAGCAAGCGCCAGGAUGUACUGCGUAGUGAGCAGAGCAGACUCCAGAAGGACAUCAGUGAAUGGACAGAGAAGGUUGGGGACUGUCAAAAAGAAAUGGAGACAAAACAGCAACAACUUCAAGUGCUUCAGAAUGAAAUUGAAGAAAACAAGCUCAAGCUAGACCAGCAGGAAAUGAAUUUUCAGAGACUCCAGAAAGAGACAGAAAGUGAAGGAAAAAAAUUAGAAGCCAGUAAAGUGACACUGAAGGAGGAGCAGCACCAGCUGGAAAAAGAGUUGCUGGACCAGAAAAGCAAACUGGACCAGGUGCUCACAGAGGUGUCGGUGGCGGAAGAGCGUGUCAGGACUCUGCAGGAAGGGGAGAGAUGGGGUGAGAGCCUGGAGAAGACACUCUCGCAAGCUAAACGGCAGCUUUCAGAGCGGGAGCAGCAAUUAAUGGAAAAGUCAAGUGAGCUGCUGGCUCUCCAGAAAGAGACAGACUCUAUGAGGGCAGACUUCAGCCUCCUGAGGAACCAGUUAUUGACUGAAAGAAAGAAAGCUGAGAAGCAGGUGGCCAGCCUGAAGGACGCACUGAAGAUCCAGCGGAGCCAGCUAGAGAAAACCCUGCUUGAGCAAAAACAGGAAAACAACUGCAUGCAGAAGGAAAUGGCAACAAUCGAACUGGUAGCCCAAGACAACCAUGAGCGGGCCAGGCGCCUGAUGAAGGAGCUCAACCAGAUGCAGCAUGAGUACCUGGAGCUCAAGAAACAGAUGGCAAACCAAAAAGAUCUGGAAAGAAGACAAAUGGAAAUCAGUGAUGCAAUGAGGGCACUUAAGUGUGAGGUUAAAGAUGAAAUCAGAACCAGCCUGAAGAACCUCAAUCAGUUUCUUCCAGAACUACCAGCAGAUCUAGCAGCUGUUUUGGAAAGAAAUGAAAACCUAGAAGAAUUGGAGAGCUUAAAAGAGAACUUCCCAUUUGCAGUGAAUGACAGACCUUUUGAAGAAAAACUGAACUUUUCCCAAGUUCGUAUGAUGGAUGAGCACUGGCGUGGAGAAGCGCUGCGAGAGAAACUGCGGCACCGUGAAGACCGACUCAAGGCCCAACUUCGACACUGUAUGUCCAAGCAAGCAGAAGUAUUAAUCAAAGGAAAGCGGCAGACCGAAGGCACUUUACACAGUUUGAGGAGACAAGUGGAUGCUUUAGGGGAAUUGGUCACCAGCACCUCUCUAGAUUCAGCGUCAUCACCUAGUCUUUCUCAGCUGGAGUCUUCCCUUGGAGAGGACUCUCAACUUGGACCAAGUCAGAGCUCCUUCCACGUACUGCAUGGCGCGCCAGAACCACCAGUCGGUUACUGACACUGAGGCCAUCACCAGCUUCCUGCUCACCGG